Struthio camelus australis is the source of this 4117-nucleotide messenger RNA. NCBI's taxonomy places the organism in Eukaryota, Metazoa, Chordata, Aves, Struthioniformes, Struthionidae. The record is from RefSeq and is a predicted model, not a curated record.
AUGGCCCGUCCCCCCGCCCCACGGGAGCAGGGCCCUGGGGGCAUCUGGGGCAGCCCCAACCUUGGCACUGGGCAGCUGGUAGUGCCCUCUGAGCACUCUGAUGCCAAGCCUUUUCUGGAAGCUCUGGGCCAGAAACACCCCAAGCGCUGGGACGCCCCCACCCAAAACCCCACCAACCCUGGGUUUGGUCCACAAAGCGCUAUCGCCCCUUCCAGUACUUCAGCAUCACCUGGCAGGGAUGCAAACCGAGAGCUACAGCGGGACGCUCGAGGCCUUCGAGCAAGGCCUUGGCUCAGACGGGCUCCUGUGCGGCUUCUCUUCCUGCAGGCCGGCUUUCUUUUCCCUGGCAAGAGUCCUCUAGCAGAGGAAUCACCAGGGAGCCCGCCUGGGGCCACGACGGCCCUCUUCACAACAAGCCGCUCUCCCGGGAAGCCUAGUAUGGAUAUAGAUGGCAUUCUUUCUAUCACACUUUUGGCAGGACAAGUUUGCUGCCAGAAUGACUGUGAUGGUUUAGGUGUUGCUGUUCCUCUGCCGAAGGCAGAUGCAUUCGUAGCUGUACUGAUGGAAAUUAAUGGACUGUAUGGGGACUCGCCUGUUCUGUCCCAGUGGUGGUCUACCACAGCACUGCAAGCAGUGAAGAUAUGCCGGUGGCCUUGCAUGCCCUGUGUUGGGAAAUCAUGUUUAUUGUUACAGUUUACAGACAAGCGAUUUCAACCAGUCCAUGAUCUUACUAUUGGUGUAGAAUUUGGGGCUCGAAUGAUAACUAUUGAUGGAAAACAGAUAAAACUUCAGAUAUGGGAUACGGCAGGGCAGGAGUCCUUCCGUUCCAUCACAAGGUCUUACUACAGAGGGGCAGCAGGGGCUUUACUAGUGUAUGACAUUACAAGGAGAGACACUUUCAAUCACUUGACAACUUGGUUAGAAGAUGCUCGUCAGCAUUCCAAUUCCAACAUGGUCAUAAUGCUUAUUGGAAAUAAAAGUGAUUUAGAAUCUAGACGAGAAGUCAAGAAGGAAGAAGGUGAAGCGUUUGCACGAGAACAUGGACUUAUCUUUAUGGAGACAUCUGCCAAAACUGCUUCUAAUGUAGAAGAGGCAUUUAUUAACACUGCAAAGGAGAUCUAUGAGAAAAUCCAGGAAGGAGUUUUUGACAUUAAUAACGAGGCAAAUGGCAUAAAAAUUGGCCCUCAACAUGCUGCAACUAAUGCAACGCUUGCAGGCAAUCAGGGAGGACAACAAGCUGGUGGAGGCUGCUGUUGAGCCUAUUUUUACUUUCUAGCUGCCUGGAUGGGGCCUACUAACUUUUUUUUCCCCCCUCCCCCUCCCCCCCGCCCCGCUCCGCUCGCCUCCACUUCAGUUCAACUGAGACAUGAAACUUGUAAGUUAGUUUCCUGUUGCAGAAGAAGACUUUAUCCUUCAAAUUCUUGUAUAACUUUGAAUAAAUGGUUAAUGUUCACUUAAAGACAGAUUUUGGAGAUUGUAUUCAUAUCUAUUUACAUUUGAUUUCUAGGUCAAUUGAUGUGAUUAUUUUUGUUAAAUGUUGUCUUGUGCCCUUGACUACGAACUGAAUUGUAUUAAACACUACAAAGUCAUCUGAGUAUUUUAAUCAGUUUGUGUAGUUAGGUUUCCCAGCUCCUGUGGUUACCUAAUGUUUAAUAUUGUAGAGCUGUCCUCAAGUUAUUUGUCAAUUUUCAAGGCUAUGAAGAGAAGCAGAAGGACUCUUUUAAUUCUGUAUUUAUCACUUUCUGUAUAUAUAGUUUAAUAACCUGCUUGGGUGUACUUGCCAAGCUAGAAUUCUUUAAUGCAUUUGCAUAAAUUCUAUACUACUUAGAGCUUGAAAACUACAGAAGCAUUAUUAGAAAUUGCUUGGAUGCUAAAUUUUAAACCUUUUUGACAUUGUUAGCAUGUUCAUCCUCCCCUGUUAUUAUCCUGAAGUCCAAGAAAAUGCUUAAUGUAUACUACUAGAGGCUACUUACAUGCUAUCUAUUUUAAUGCCAAAUGUUUGCUGUUUGUCCACAAUUUCCACAGCACCUCUUCAGAAAUGGAUUAGCUGUUUGCCUUAAUGAAUACUAGAGGUAAAAACAGAGUAUGAAUGAAAAAUACGGGAGUUGAUAAAUUUAAAAUGGCACAUUGUUAGAACUUUAAUGUUCUUUUCUUGUUUACCACUUGAUUUCUAGGUAUAUUUUUUCAUGCAAGGGCAGUUUUUCAACCUUAUUGUACAGUGUUUGUGUAAAGUUUUCUUUAGUGACAACUUGUAAUCCUAAGUAUAUGGUAAGCAUCUUGUCUAUUGUGAAGAGGGUGUGAAAAUAAAACCUGCCAGUUUGAAAAUCUUGAUGAAAAUAAAAACUAGAAAUGCUGUGGUACUUAUUAUAAGGGAGAGGAGGGGUUGUUCUGCCUCAAAUGAAAUGGUUGCAACCUUACAAAACAAAAUCCUGGGUUCAAGUGUUUAUUUGUUAAAGUACAGAAUACUCAUGUCACUUCUUCUACAAAUGAGGAAACAAAUGAGUUUCCAUCUCUUCAUUUUUAUAUGAAUUGCAGAUAAAAGGGUAACACUAAUGCAAGGCCAUCCUUCAUCUUUCUCUAAAAAGUUUAAAAAAAAAAAAAAAAAAAAGACUGCAAAAUUUGUUUCUUAUUGGACCAGUACUGACUGCAGCCUAACACUGGGGGACGUGGAUCCUCAUGUCAUCCAUUCUUACCGUCAAAACUUUAACAUUGAAAGUGAAUAAACCUCGGUCUGACAAGUGUAACAUAGCAAUGGUUCUGAGAUUAAAUAAAAGUUUAAAAGUGUGUGGAACCUUUUGUUUGUAUAUGGGGAAAGGGUCAACCAGUAGGGGUUUAUGCCCUCACUUACUGUAAAUCUUUCUUACCCAUGCAGGAGCAUUAAGUUUUUGAGAGGGUGCUCUACUUAUAUUCUUUCAACUGUUAACUACUUCUUACAUAAUAUUUGCAUUUAUGGAACACAAACACUUUUAUUGCUUCUGCUGAAGUUCAAAGAUUGCGUUGCAUAACAGUAAAACCCUGGGCAUAAGUUGUGUUGAUGCUGAGGCAAAACUGACUCACAGUAAUGAGGUGCUCACGUGAAAGAAAGGAAGAACAAACAAGUACUUGCUUCCCUGCUUGAGUUACUGCUUGAAGAUUUUUUGGAAUUGGCAAUGUAGCAGAGCUCAGUCACUUGAGACAAGAGACAGGAGAAAGCAUGCUCUUCUGUAGCAGCCUCAGCAACAUCAGAAAUGUGAGUAAAUUUCUCUUGGCUAUAAAAAUUGCCACUGUUAGGUGAGCAGAGAUGGGGAAGUUACACCCCAAUUCUGAGAAAAAGAAUAAUACAUGCUGUUUUAAGUGAUGAUGAUUUACCAAACUAGGAUACUAGACUAAAGCUUAUGACAGGCACUCAUUUUCUGAAAGCAUGGAACACAAUGGGAGGCAUAGGGUUGACCAGGAAUCCAGUGCCCUGGUAGCAGCAAGGAGUCACCUGCUUGCUCACUUUUUUUUCAGGGGGUGGGGGGGUGGUCACUGUGGCAAUUACAAUCACGUGUACAUUUUGAUUUUGAUCCUGCUGGUAGGUGCUUACAUGCCAGCCAGUCUUAUGCUGUACAGUGUAUGAAGAGGCUGGUACUUUCAAAGAGAAGCUAGAACAAAACAAGUUUCCUCACAUUCUGGCUUGCUUUUGUUACAAGCUCUGUGCGAACAUAAUCUUUUUGUUGCAUAAUAGAAACCUGUGUGUUUUGGGGGAUUUUGAGAAGCUAUUGUUUCUAUCUUGUGCUGUGAGAAUUUAAGUAUUAUAAUGCACAGAACCUAGCAGGAGGGUUUAAUUUUACAGUGUGUGCUUUAGAAGGAUUUUCUGUUACAGAUUUCAGUUUUAGUUGCAUAUGAGUGACUGAUAACUUCCAUUGUUUCCAUGUUGCAUUCCAGUUGCUUUUGAUGGCAUUUUUGUAACCAAAGAAUUAAAACGUGUCAUUGUUCCACAGCAACUUGUACAGCUGUUAAUGUAAUGCAAAACUACUGUCAAUACUGAAAAAUCAUAUCAAGGUGCAGUUUCCCAGUACCCCGACUUACUGUAUGGUAUAAACUACAGUUAACUUGCAAAAGAAUAAAUUUGGAGUGACAGAUCCUCUAAGCAUGA